Molecule: messenger RNA, 3538 nt
Organism: Pieris napi
Lineage: Eukaryota; Metazoa; Arthropoda; Insecta; Lepidoptera; Pieridae
Gene: Lk6
Product: MAP kinase-interacting serine/threonine-protein kinase 1-like
Exons: 7
Coding region: 327-1760 (477 amino acids)
Biological process (GO): protein autophosphorylation; peptidyl-serine phosphorylation; intracellular signal transduction
Cellular component (GO): nucleus; cytoplasm
Molecular function (GO): calcium-dependent protein serine/threonine kinase activity; calcium/calmodulin-dependent protein kinase activity; ATP binding
Source: RefSeq, a predicted model, not a curated record
AUUUCUUCAGUUGGAUUUUAGAACAUCGAACGGGCGGGCGUGUGUAGGAUGGAUCGUUAAAACUCAAAAUAAAAUAAUAUUUUCAUUCCGCCUUCUAGCAGUGUUUGUUUAUACCUUUGACACGUUUUCUGCAAAUCCUUCUCGACCGUGGUGCUUUAUUUCUUUUAAAUUCGGCGUUUAUUUUCUAUUAUACCCUUUAUCAAAGCGCCGUUCCGAUUUCUCGUCGAGAAGGCGGCCGCACAAGUUCGAAAGCGGCUUUUUAAGAGUAGUCCCACCUACUCGAUAAUUUUAUUAUCAUUGUAUCAACGAUUCAAGCAAAUAUCAAAAUGGUGAAGAAGAUCUCAGAAGAAAGUGUGGAUAGCGGCGUCGGUCGCGGCAGCAGUCAGUCAGGGAGCGAACGGGAGAUAGAAGUACCCCGUGGUUCGGAGGCGUCAGCACCUGUAGCGAUCCCUGACAGUGAGGACCUCCAGCGCCGCAAGGAAGAGGCCCGCAGGAAACGCCGCAGGAAGAAGCGUUCUGGCAGCUCCGUGGUUACAUCAUGUUUCCAAGACCUGUACAAGUUGACGGGCGAGGUUCUCGGUGAGGGAGCAUACGCUUCGGUACAAACAUGCGUGAACAUAUACACGGGGCAAGAGUUCGCUGUGAAGAUCAUAGACAAAGUACCGGGGCACGCCCGCGCCCGGGUUUUCAGGGAAGUGGAGACAUUCCACUAUUGUCAGGGCCAUCCCAACAUAAUCCAGCUCAUUGAAUUCUUUGAGGACACCGACAAGUUUUACCUUGUCUUCGAAAAGAUCAACGGCGGUCAGUUGCUCGGGCGCAUACAAGAGCACCAUUACUUCUCUGAACCGCAAGCUGCAGAAAUUGUACGCGAAAUUGCGAAUGCGUUGCAUUUCCUUCACGGAAAAGGCGUGGCCCACCGCGACCUGAAGCCGGAGAACAUUCUAUGCGUCUACCGAGAUAGGCUUUGCCCGGUGAAAAUAUGCGACUUUGAUCUCGGUAGCGGCAUCAGCUUUACCUCAAGCCUGUCCAGUCCACUGGCAACGCCGCAGCUUAUGACGCCGGUUGGCAGUGCCGAAUUCAUGGCGCCUGAGGUGGUAUCUCUAUUCGCUGGGUCGGCCGCAACGCAUUACGACAAGCGAUGUGAUCUGUGGUCGUUGGGGGUGAUCGCAUAUAUUUUGCUCUGCGGUUACCCUCCAUUUAGGGCAAAUUGCGGUGCUGAUUGUGGGUGGGAAAGGGGGGAGAAUUGCCGUGCGUGCCAGGAUUUGCUCUUCACUUCUAUACAGGAGGGCAGAUAUACAUUCCCCGAAGAGGAAUGGUCGGAGAUAUCGCUUGAUGCCAAGGACCUCAUCCAGCAACUGUUGGUCCGAGAGGCAUCUCAUCGGCUGAGUGCUGAGAGAGUUUUGAAGCAUCCAUGGCUUCGACGAGCUGAUUCCGCUCACUACCCACCACUGCAGACACCCAUUAAUAUCAAGCGCAACCUAUCGGCGCGCAACCUGUCAAACUUCGCGGAGUCAGCAAUGGCGGUGAACCGUGUGAUUCAACAGCACUUCUCUAUGAACUACUCUUACAUGGAGCGUCCUACACUUCGCGGUACCAAGUCCUGCAACCCUGCCGCCAACCUGAUCAUCGAGGAGCUGCAGAACAUGACGGUGGCCGAUAGAUGCGGGGACUACUGUGCCCCCUUUGGCCUGUCUCCUCCGACCGAAUCGCAGUUAUUGCGUCGUCGGCUCCAAGCCGAUAAACCCCUUCCUGUGCAUUAGCCGUACUUUAUGGGCGUAUACUCCGGAGAUAUCACCAAUCAAUAUCACUCAACUAAUUCCGAACUAAAGUCAUGAAUCAAAUGGGCAGAAGUUGAGUUGAGGGUAUACGCCCAAUGCCGGUAUCAUCACCUCAUCGCUACGUUGUUUGAGAAAAUCUAAACUGUAGUACAUCUACCGUCUCAAGAUUACUCGGGGUCGGCCAUUCGAAGUGAUGUCACCGGUGACUACCGCCGAUUUGCCAGACAAUAUUGUGCGGCAGUUCUGGAUGUGACACGAAAUUUGCUUCAAAUUAAAAUUAUGGAUUUUGAAGAAUUAAAUUUAUGACGAUAGUAGAAUUGAAGCAAAUUCCGUGUUAUAUUGGAAUUGUUAGUCCACCUUUUUCAAAAUUUAAGCAGAGUGUGCGCAGAUGUUCGGCAUAAUCGGGGCUCGACGCGGCUGCGCCCGUCACAUUCCUAGCACAGGUCCAACUCCCUGUGAUAGCCCAAAGCCGAGUUGCAAACCGGUCGGCCUACUAAUCGUACGACCGGUCGGGCGAAUAAUUGUGUGACCAGUUGGGCGACUAAUCGUGCGACCGGUCGGGCGAUUAAUUGUGUGACCAGUUGGGCGACUAAUCGUGCGACCGGUCGGGCGAUUAAUUGUGUGACCAGUUGGGCGACUAAUCGUGCGACCGGUCGGGCGAAUAAUUGUGUGACCAGUUGGGCGGCUAAGCGUGCGACUGAUCGCACGUUGCGGUUUCGACGAGAGACUGUGCCAAUGGAUAUUCCACCAGUGAUAGAUCCGAUCGCAAUUACUGUGAACGGUACUUAGGACUGUAACAGUUUUAUUUGAGCCUUUUAAAGAUAUAUUUUUAUGAAUAAAUAAAAACGACUGAAUAGUUUUUAUCGAUGUAGAGUAUUUUGUGAGUUUAUGUUGAGGCGGCCCCCGCCGAGACCGUCCCCGGUCGAUAAAAUCGUAUUAUAUGGAGAUAGUUGUGCUGAUACAUACUUUAUUACUGCUACAGAUAAAAAUAAUAUUUUUUUUGUUGGAUUUAUAAAAUCCUCUAUAAUAAUUUGAGCUUGUGUGAUUGCCUUUGUUCGUGGCUUAUCCUUGCAAUAAAUUUUUUGUUAUGUAAUUUUGAAUACUAGUCUGUAUAUUAUGUGAUGCAUUUUUACCAACAACGGAAAACGUUUCUCACUAUGUAAGAUUCAAUCGAGUUAGGUUUUUAUACGAGUGUUAAGGGCAAUAAGUGACAUUCCAGCAUUUGGCGGAUAAAUUAUGACAGUUCUUAUUAAUUACAAACUAAUUAGACAAGUCUAUAGGAAAGUAAUGUAUGAGGUUCUUCCUCAUAGUUUGUCCGACGAAGGCCUAGUGUGAAGUUCAGUGUAAUUGUGCAAAGAUCUAUAAAAGUACACGAACAUCAUAAGUUAUUAAUAAUUGUAUGAAAUGUCCUAAAUUAUUGACUUAAACUGUUGGUUAAGAGUCGCAUGGGGUUCCAUGGGCUGCCAUAAUAUUGUGAUCAGUUUGAAUACUUUUAUAUUGCUGAAAGAUUGUACCUAAUGUUGAGGUAAUGUUAAGUGUAGACUUGCUAGAUAUUCCUGCGUACACGGAUUGGAGAAAGUAACACGUAGCGAUACAUUCGAUGAUAUUGAUUUAAAUGGAUAAAAUUUGUUAAAUUUAUUUACCCUGCCUGGUGGCUUUAUCCAAUCAAUUCUAAUACUACGCAGAUCUUGUUAAUUUUUUUGUUUACGACGAAAUUUUUGAUUUUAAACUUUAUUGAAAUACAAAAUGUUUGAAUUUCA